CUCAUCCAAUGACCUUACGCUAUCUAUAAAUACUAAGUAAAACAAGUCUAUCAUCCAUACCACAAACACAUCAUCAUAUUGCCACGUUAUAUGAAAAGUUUUUAAAUCAAUAUAUUGUACGAAGAGGAUUCAACAUGUCAGAGAAAAAGCUGAUAACUUCAGCCGUGCAGAAAGCCACAAAUGUUACGUUUCAAGAAAACCUUGUUGGUCGUGAUAAGAGAGGUCAGGUCCUAGGACAAGGCAACCGUUUCUUGGGAUGCACUGUUUGGUUGACUGGACUCUCAGGAGCAGGAAAGACAACUCUUUCAUUUGCUCUGGAAAAUUAUUUGGUUAGUCAAGGAAUUCCAUCAUACAGUUUGGAUGGAGACAACGUAAGAACUGGUUUGAACAAGAAUCUUGGAUUCACACCUGAGGAUCGUGAAGAGAACAUCAGACGUAUUUCUGAAGUUGCUAAGCUAUUUGCUGAUGGUGGAAUAGUAUGCCUGACAUCCUUCAUCAGUCCGUAUGAAAGGGACAGAGCAAAGGCCAGAGAAUUACAUGAGAAAGCAGGACUAAAGUUUGUGGAGGUAUUUGUAGAUACCCCACUAGAAGUUUGUGAAGAGAGAGAUGUCAAAGGACUGUACAAGAAGGCCAGAGCUGGACAAAUUAAAGGUUUCACUGGAGUUGAUUCAGCCUAUGAACCUCCAUCUAAUCCUGAUGUUAGAGUAAAGGCUAGUGAAUUUAUUGUGGAUGAAUGUGUUAAUCAGAUUGUUCUACAUCUCAUGGAAUUGGGAGUAGUUCCUUCUACAGCCGUCAGGAGCGUGAAGGAGUUGUUUGUACAAGAGAACCAACUAGAAGCUGCCAAGGCAGAAGCCGAAGCUCUCCCAUGUAUGGAGAUCAAUAAGCUUGAUACUCAGUGGGUACAAGUUUUAUCAGAAGGUUGGGCCACACCAUUGAAUGGUUUCAUGAGGGAGAGAGAAUACUUACAAUGUCAGCACUUUGGCUGUUUGCUAGAUGGAGGUGUGACGAAUCAGUCUGUACCUAUUGUACUUCCUGUGUGUACUGAAGAUAAAGAGAGACUGAAGGAUUGUACUGCCUUUACGUUAAAGUAUGAAGGAAAAAAUAUAGCUAUCAUCCGAGAUCCAGAAUUCUAUGCACAUAAUAAGGAGGAGAGAUGUUGUAGACAGUUUGGGACUAGUAAUAAGGGCCAACCAUAUGUCAAGAUGAUAUAUGAAAGUGGUGACUGGUUGGUUGGUGGUGAUUUGUCAGUGUUAGAACGGAUAACUUGGAACGAUGGUCUAGAUGAAUAUCGAUUGACACCAUUAGAACUAAGAGCAGAAUUUAGAAGACUAGGGGCAGACGCAGUGUUUGCAUUUCAGCUACGCAAUCCUAUACACAAUGGACAUGCUCUAUUAAUGGCAGAUACAAAGAGAAGACUUAUAGACAAGGGAUACAAAAAACCAACCCUUCUACUACAUCCUCUAGGUGGUUGGACAAAAGAUGAUGAUGUACCUUUACCUAAUCGUAUAGAACAACAUAAAGCUAUAUUAGAAGAAGGUGUUUUAGAUCCAGAAUCAACAGUUUUAGCCAUAUUUCCAUCACCAAUGAUGUAUGCUGGUCCAACAGAGGUACAGUGGCAUGCCAAAGCCAGAAUGGCCACAGGAGCAAACUUUUACAUAGUGGGUAGAGAUCCAGCAGGAAUGCCACAUCCAGAUGGAGGCAAAGAUCUAUUUGACCCUACACAUGGGGCAAAGGUUUUGACAAUGGCACCUGGUCUCACACAGUUAGAAAUAGUACCAUUUAGAGUAGCAGCAUACAACACAAAACUCAAAUGUAUGGAUUUCUAUAAUCCGGAGAAGAAAGAAGAUUUUGAGUUUAUAUCUGGCACAAAAAUGAGAAAGUUAGCCAGAGAAGGCCAAUACCCACCAGAUGGGUUCAUGGCACCAAAGGCAUGGAAGGUCCUUCAAGCAUAUUACCAAUCUUUGAACAACCAAUAACAC
This is a messenger RNA of Mytilus trossulus (common blue mussel), 1979 nucleotides long. Its product is annotated as bifunctional 3'-phosphoadenosine 5'-phosphosulfate synthase-like. Bases 135 to 1976 code for a protein of 613 amino acids. Gene Ontology annotation, biological process: sulfate assimilation; 3'-phosphoadenosine 5'-phosphosulfate biosynthetic process. Gene Ontology annotation, molecular function: adenylylsulfate kinase activity; sulfate adenylyltransferase (ATP) activity; ATP binding. The transcript has 12 exons. Lineage: Eukaryota; Metazoa; Mollusca; Bivalvia; Mytilida; Mytilidae. The record is from RefSeq and is a predicted model, not a curated record.